CGACGGGGACUCCUACGGGGGGAGAAGAAGCAGAGUAGAGUCCAAGUCCCCUCCUCUGCUGCCCCCUCCCUGCACUGCUCCCUCGCAACCCGAGCCGGGGGGCCUAAAAAUAGCCCCCGAGGCGCAACCGCGGCCGCCCUGGUGACCUUCUGGGUAGCACAGGCCGAAGGCGGGCGGGCGGCAGGAAGGCAAGGCGCCGGCCCCCCAGGACUCAUCUCCCAGGGCAACAUCCCCCUGGUGCCCCCGUGGCCGUCCAGUUCCGGCGUCUCCCCAGCUCAACUCGAAGAGGCCAUGCAGAAAGCCCGGGGCACGCGAGGCGAGGACGCGGGCACGAGGGCACCCCCCAGCCCCGGGGUGCCCCCGAAGAGGGCCAAAGUGGGGGCCGGCGGAGGGGCGGCGGUCGCGGUGGCCGGGGCGCCGGUCUUCCUGCGGCCCCUGAAGGACGCGGCGGUGUCUGCGGGCAGCGACGUGCGGCUGCGGGUGGUGGUGAGCGGGACGCCCCAGCCCAGCCUCAGCUGGUUCCGGGAUGGGCAGCGCUUGCCCCCGCCGGCCCCUGAGCCCAGCUGCCUGUGGCUGCGAAGCUGCGGGCCGCGGGAUGCCGGCGUGUAUAGCUGCAGGGCCCAGAACGAGCGGGGCCAGGCCUCCUGCGAGGCGGUUCUCACCGUGCUGGAGGUCGGAGAAAACCGGCCACUCCCGCCGGGCCUUUGGCCGACUCACCCAUGCGAAGUUUUCCGCUCCUGCAGAAAGCAAAGUUACGACUCGGAGACAGGCGAGGAUGACAUCAGCGACGGGCAGGGGACCCAGCGCCUGGAGCUUCGGGAUGAUGGGGCCUUCAGCACCCCCACGGGGGGCUCUGAUACCCUGGUGGGCACCUCCCUGGACACGCCCCCGACCUCCAUGACAGGCACCUCAGAGGAGCAAGUGAGCUGGUGGGGCAGCGGGCAGACGGUCCUGGAGCAGGAAGCGGGCAGCAGGGCUGGCACCCGCCGCCUCCCGGGCAGCCCAAGGCAAGCACAGGCAACCGGGGCCGGGCCACGGCACCUGGGGGUGGAGCCGCUGGUACGGGCGUCUCGAGCUAAUCUGGUGGGCGCAAGCUGGGGGUCAGAGGAUAGCCUUUCGGUGGCCAGUGACCUGUACGGCAGCGCAUUCAGCCUGUACAGAGGACGGGCGCUCUCGAUCCACGUCACUGUCCCUCAGAGCGGACUGCACAAGGAGGAACCUGACCUUCAGCCUCAGCCCGCCAGCGAAGCCCCCCGUCGCCCAGCCCUGCCGCCCCCCUCCAAAUCCGCGCUGCUGCCCCCACCGUCCCCUCGGGUGGGUAAGCGGCCCCCGCCGGGAUCCGGCGGCCAGCCCCUGGCCACCCCCACGCCGCCGCACCGGCGCUCUCGGGAGCCGGUGCCGCCCGAGGACGCCACCGCCGAAGAGAAGCGAGGGAAAAAGUCCAAGUCGUCCGGGCCCUCGCUAGCGGGCACGGCGGAGUCCCGGCCUCAGACGCCCCUGAGUGAGGCCUCGGGCCGCCAGUCGGCGCUGGGCCGCUCCCCGAGGCUGGUGCGCGCUGGCUCCCGCAUCCUGGACAAGCUGCAGUUCUUCGAGGAGCGCCGGCGCAGCCUGGAGCGCAGCGACUCGCCGCCGGCGCCCCUGCGGCCCUGGGUGCCCCUGCGCAAGGCCCGUUCGCUGGAGCAGCCCAAGUCCGAGGGCGGCGGGCCGUGGGGCACGCCCAGGGCCUCGCAAGAGGAGCUGCGGUCCCCGGCGGGCAGCGUGGCCGAGCGGCGCCGCCUAUUCCAGCAGAAGGCGGCCUCGCUGGACGAGCGCACGCGUCAGCGCAGCUCUGCGUCCGACCUCGAGCUGCGCUUCGCCCAGGAGCUGGGCCGCAUCCGCCGCUCCACGUCGCGGGAGGAGCUGGUGCGCUCUCACGAGUCCCUGCGCGCCACGCUGCAGCGCGCCCCGUCCCCCCGAGAGCCCGGCGAGCUGCCGCUCUUCUCCCAGCCCUCCACCCCCAAGACCCCGCGGGCCUUGAGCCCCGCCGCCGCCCAGCCGCCCCCUGCGAGCGUCGCGGAAAAGCCCGGGGAUGAGCCAGGGAGGCCCCGGGGCCGUGGGCCAGCGGGCAGGACGGAGCCGGGGGAAGGCCCGCAGCAGGAGGUUAGGCGCCGGGACCAGUUCCCGCUGACCCGGAGCAGAGCCAUCCAGGAGUGCCGGAGCCCGGUGCCGCCCCCCACCUCCGAGCCCCCCGAGACCAGGACGAAAGCUCCCCCGGGUCGGAAACGGGAGCCCCCGCCGCAGGCCGUGCGCUUCCUGCCCUGGGCCACGCCGGGCCAGGAGGGCGCUGCUGUGCCCCAGACCUUGGAGAAGAAUAGGGCGGGACCCGAGGCCGAGAAGAGGCUGCGCCGAGGGCCAGAGGAGGACGGUCCUUGGGGGGCCUGGGACCGCCGAGGGGCCCGCAGCCAGGGCAGAGGUCGCCGGGCGCGGCCCACCUCGCCUGAGCUCGAGUCUUCGGAUGACUCCUAUGUGUCUGCUGGAGAAGAGCCCCUGGAGGCCCCUGUGUUUGAGAUCCCCCUGCAAAAUGCAGUGGUGGCCCCAGGGGUGGAUGUGCUGCUCAAGUGUAUUGUCACCGCCAACCCCCCGCCCCAAGUGUCCUGGCAGAAGGAUGGGUCCCCGCUGCGCAGUGAUGGCCGCCUUCUCAUCCGGGCAGAAGGCGAGCGGCACACCCUGCUGCUCCGGGAGGCCCGGGCCGCCGAUGCCGGGAGCUAUGCAGCCACUGCCACCAACGAGCUGGGCCAGGCCCGCUGCGCUGCCACGCUGGCCGUGAGACCUGGUGGGUCAACAUCUCCUUUCAGCAGUCCUAUCACCUCUGAUGAGGAGUAUCUGAGCCCCCCAGAGGAGUUCCCGGAACCCGGGGAGACCUGGCCCCGAGCCCCCACCAUGAAGCUCAGUCCUGGCCAGAAUCGCCGUUCCUCGGACACUGGCUCCAAGGCGCCCCCUACUUUCAAGGUCUCACUUAUGGACCAGUCAGUAAGGGAAGGCCAAGAUGUCACCAUGAGCAUCCGUGUGCAGGGCGAACCCAAGCCGGUGGUCUCCUGGCUGAGAAACCGUCAGCCUGUGCGCCCAGACCAGCGGCGCUUUGCUGAGGAGGCAGAGGAUGGGCUCUGCCGGCUUCGGAUCCUGGCUGCCGAGCGGGGCGACGCUGGCUUCUACACCUGCAAGGCGGUUAACGAGUAUGGCGCUCGACAGUGCGAGGCGCGCCUGGAGGUCAGAGCACACCCUGAAAGCCGGUCCCUGGCCGUGCUGGCCCCUCUGCAGGACGUGGACGUGGGGGCCGGGGAGAUGGCGCUGUUUGAGUGCCUGGUGGCGGGUCCCACCGACGUGGAGGUAGACUGGCUGUGCCGAGGCCGCCUGCUGCAGCCUGCACUACUCAAAUGCAAGAUGCAUUUCGAUGGCCGCAAAUGCAAGCUGCUGCUCACCUCUGUGCAUGAGGACGACAGCGGCGUCUACACCUGCAAGCUCAGCACAGCCAAAGAUGAACUGACCUGCAGUGCCCGGCUGACCGUGCGGCCCUCGCUGGCACCUCUGUUCACGCGGCUGCUGGAGGACGUGGAAGUGCUGGAGGGCCGCGCUGCCCGCUUCGACUGCAAGAUCAGCGGGAGCCCGCCCCCCUCCAUUACCUGGACUCACUUUGGCCACCCCGUGGAGGAGAGCGAGAACGUGCGGCUGCGGCAGGAUGGGGGCCUGCAUUCGCUGCACAUCGCGCACGUGGGCAGUGAGGAUGAGGGGCUCUACGCGGUCAGUGCUGCCAACACCCACGGCCAGGCCCACUGCUCAGCCCAGCUUUACGUGGAGGAGCCUCGGACAGCUGCCACUGGCCCUAGCUCCAAGCUGGAGAAGAUGCCCUCCAUCCCCGAGGAGCCUGAGCAGGGUGAGCUGGAGCGGCUGUCCAUGCCCGACUUCCUGCGGCCGCUGCAGGAUCUGGACGUGGGACUGGCCAAGGAGGCCAUGCUGGAGUGCCAGGUGACCGGCCUGCCCUACCCCACCAUCAGCUGGUUCCACAACGGCCACCGCAUCCAGAGCAGCGACGACCGACGCAUGACGCAGUACAGGGAUGUCCAUCGCUUGGUGUUCCCUGCCGUGGGACCUCAGCAUGCUGGCGUCUACAAGAGCGUCAUUGCUAACAAGCUGGGCAAAGCCGCCUGCUAUGCUCAUCUCUACGUCACAGAUGUGGUUCCGGGCCCCCCAGAUGGCGCCCCUCAGGUAGUGGCUGUGACCGGGAGGAUGAUCACGCUUGCAUGGAACCCCCCCAGGAGUCUGGACAUGGCUAUCGACCCAGAUGCCCUGACCUACACCGUGCAGCACCAGGUGCUGGGCUCAGACCAGUGGACGGCGCUGGUCACGGGCCUGCGGCAGCCCGGGUGGGCAGCCACCGGAUUGCGAAAGGGGGUCCAGCACGUCUUCCGGGUUCUCAGCACCACCAUCAAGAGCAGCAGCAAGCCCUCGCCCCCGUCCGAGCCCACGCAGCUGCUGGAGCGUGGCCCGCCCCUGGAGGAGGCGCCCGCUGUGCUGGACAAGCCAGACGUCGUGUAUGUGGUGGAGGGCCAGCCCGCCAGUGUCACCGUCACCUUCAACCACGUGGAGGCCCAGGUCGUCUGGAGGAGCUGCCGAGGAGCCCUCCUAGAGGCCCGGCCAGGUGUGUACGAGCUGAGCCAGCCGGAUGACGACCAGUACUCUCUUCGGAUCUGCCGGGUGAGCCGCCGGGACCUGGGAGCCCUCACUUGCACUGCCCGCAACCGCCACGGCACACAGGCCUGCUCAGUCACCCUGGAGCUGGCAGAGGCCCCUCGGUUUGAGUCCAUCAUGGAGGAUGUGGAGGUGGGGGCUGGAGAGACCGCUCGCUUCGCCGUGGUAGUGGACGGGAAGCCCUUGCCGGACAUCAUGUGGUACAAGGAUGAGGCGCUGCUGACCGAGAGCAACCAUGUGAGCUUCGUGUACGAGGAGAACGAGUGCUCCCUGGUGGUGCUCAGCGCGGGGGCCCAGGAUGGAGGGGUCUACACCUGCACGGCCCGUAACCUGGCUGGCGAAGUCUCCUGCAAGGCAGAGCUGGCUGUGCACUCAGCUCAGACAGCUAUGGAGGUGGAAGGGAUUGGAGAAGACGAGGAGCAGCGAGGAAGGAGGCUCAGCGACUUCUAUGACAUUCAGCAGGAGAUCGGCAGGGGUGCCUUCUCCUACCUGCGUCGUGUAGUGGAGAGGAGCUCCGGACUGGAGUUUGCAGCCAAGUUCAUCCCCAGCCAGGCCAAGCCAAAGGCAUCGGCGUGGCGGGAGGCACGGCUGCUGGCCCGGCUCCAGCAUGACUGCAUCCUCUACUUCCAUGAGGCCUUCGAGAGGCGCCGGGGACUGGUCAUCGUCACCGAGCUGUAUCCUGGGACAGGCUGGGCGGGACAUAGCUGCACAGAAGAGCUUCUGGAGCGAAUGGCCAGGAAACCCACCGUGUGUGAGUCUGAGAUCCGGGCCUACAUGCGGCAGGUGCUAGAAGGAAUAUGCUACUUGCACGAGAACCACGUGCUGCACCUGGAUGUCAAGCCCGAGAACCUGUUGGUGUGGGAUGGUGUUGAGGGUGAGGAGCAGGUGAGGAUCUGUGACUUUGGGAACGCUCAAGAGCUGACACCGGGAGAGCCCCAGUAUUGCCAAUAUGGCACACCUGAGUUCGUGGCGCCCGAGAUUGUCAACCAGACCCCCGUGUCUGGAGUCACUGACAUCUGGCCCGUGGGUGUCGUUGCCUUCCUCUGCCUGACCGGAAUCUCCCCGUUCGUUGGGGAAAAUGAUCGGACGACAUUGAUGAACAUCCGAAACUACAACGUGGCCUUCGAGGAGACCACGUUCCUGAGCCUGAGCAGGGAGGCCCGGGGCUUCCUCAUCAAAGUGCUGGUGCGGGACCGGCUGAGGCCUACUGCAGAGGAGACCCUGGAACAUCCUUGGUUUAAAGCACAGGCAAAGGGUGCAGAGGUGAGCACGGAUCACCUAAAGCUAUUCCUCUCCCGGCGGAGGUGGCAGCGCUCCCAGAUCAGCUACAAGUGCCACCUGGUGCUGCGCCCCAUCCCGGAGCUACUGCGGGCACCCCCGGAACGGGUGUGGGUGGCCGUGCCCCGAAGACCACCCCCUAGUGGAGGGCUGUCGUCAUCAUCCGACUCUGAAGAGGAAGAGCUGGAGGAGCUGCCCUCUGUGCCCCGACCUCUGCAGCCUGAGUUUUCGGGCUCCCGGGUGUCCCUCACUGACAUUCCCACUGAGGAUGAGGCCCUCGGGGCCCCGGAGGCUGGGGCGGCCACCCCCAUGGACUGGCAGGAACAAGGAAAGGCCCCCUCUCAGGACCAGGAGGCCCCCAGCCCUCAGGCACUCCCCUCCCCAGGCCAGGAGUCCCCGUCCGGGCCCAGCCCCCGGCGGGCAGAGCUCCGCAGGGGCAGCUCGGCUGAGAGCGCCCUGCCCCGGGCCGGGCCGAGGGAACCGGGCCGGGGCCUGCACAAGGCAGCGUCCGUCGAGCUGCCGCAGCGCCGAAGCCCCAGCCCGGGGGCCACCCGCCUGACUCGAGGAGGCCUGGGUGAGGGCGAGUAUGCCCAGAGGCUGCAGGCCCUGCGCCAGCGGCUGCUGAGGGGUGGCCCCGAUGAUGGCAAGGUCAGCGGCCUCAGGGGCCCCCUGCUGGAGAGCCUGGGGGGCCGGGCUCGUGACCCCCUGCUGGCGCGGGCGGCCUCCAGCGAGGCAGCACCCCACCACCAGCACCCACCUGAGGCUCGGGGCCUGCAGAAGAGCAGUAGCUUCUCGCAGGGUGAGGCAGAGCCCCGGGGCCGGCACCGCCGAGCAGGGGCACCCCUUGAGAUCCCCGUGGCCCGGCUGGGGGCCCGCAAGCUGCAGGAGUCUCCCUCCUUGUCCGCCCUCAGCGAGGCCCAACCACCUAGCCCCGUGCGGCCCAGUGCAGCCAAGCCCAGCACCCCUAAGGCUUCAGAACCUCCUGUGGGCACCCCCAGUGAGGCUGCACAGCUUCCAGCACCCCAGCCUGCCCGAGAGAAGGCCCCAGAAUCUACGCCAGAACCAGCUCGAGCCCCAAAGCCCACACAGCCCCCGACAGCUCUGCAGACCCUAGCGCCUCCGCUCACUCCGUAUGCGCAGAUCAUGCAGUCGCUCCAGCUGCCAGGCCAGGCGCAAGGCCCGCCACAGGGCGCAGUCGUAUCUCCUACAUCUCGGUCUCCAGGAUCUCGGUUGGAACCCAAGCCCCACCCAGCUGUGUUCUCCAGGGUGGCCUCCCCACCUCCGGGAGCCUCCGAGAAGCGCCUGCUGCUGGGAGCCGGAGCAACCUCAGGGCCAGCCGAAAAAGCCCGGGUCCCGGCGGUCCCCCGCAGGCCAGGGAGCAGUCUCAGCAGCAGCAUUGAGAACCUGGAGUCGGAAGCCGUGUUCGAGGCCAAGUUCAAGCGCAGCCGGGAGUCGCCCCUGUCGCGGGGGCUGCGGCUGCUGAGCCGCUCACGGUCGGAGGAGCGCGGCCCCUUCCGCGGGGCUGAGGAGGAGGACGGCAUUUACCGGCCCAGCCCGGCGGGCACGCCGCUGGAGCUGGUGCGACGGCCCGAGCGCUCGCGCUCCGUGCAGGACCUCAGGGCGGUCGGGGAGCCGGGCCUCGUGCGCCGCCUCUCGCUGUCGCUGUCCCAGCGUCUGCGGCGGACCCCGCCCGCGCAGCGCCACCCGACCUGGGAGCCCCGCGGCGGGGACGGCGAGAGCUCGGAGGGCGGCAGCUCGGCGCGGGGCUCCCCGGUGCUGACGGUGCGCCGGAGGCUCAGCUCCACGCUGGAGCGGCUGUCGAGCCGGUUGCAGCGCAGCGGCAGCAGCGAGGACUCGGGGGGCGCGUCGGGCCGCAGCACGCCGCUGUUCGGCCGGCUGCGCAGGGCCACGUCCGAGGGCGAGAGUCUGCGGCGCCUGGACCUCGCGCAAAAUCAGCUGGCGGCCCAAGCCGGCGCCGCCACGCCUUCCGCGGAGUCCCUGGGCUCCGAGGCCAGCGCUACGUCGGGCUCCUCUGCUCCUGCAGAAAGUCGAAGCCGCCUGCGCUGGGGCCUCUCUCGGCUGCGGAAGGACAAGGGGUUGUCACAGCCUAACCUCUCUGGCAGUGUCCAGGAGGAUUUGGGUCACCAGUAUGUGCGCAGUGAGUCAGACUUUCCCCCAGUCUUCCACAUCAAACUCAAGGACCAGGUGCUGCUGGAGGGAGAGGCAGCCACCCUGCUCUGCUUGCCGGCAGCCUGCCCUGCACCCCACAUCUCCUGGAUGAAAGACAAGCAGUCCCUGCGGUCAGAGCCCUCGGUGAUCAUCGUGUCCUGCAAAGAUGGUCGUCAGCUACUGAGCAUCCCCCGGGCGGGCAAGCGGCAUGCGGGGCUCUACGAGUGCUCUGCCACCAACGUCCUUGGCAGCAUCACCAGCUCCUGUACCGUGGCUGUGGCUCGUACCCCAGGAAAGCUAGCUCCUCCCGAGGUGCCCCAGACCUACCAGGACACAGCACUGGUGCUCUGGAAGCCGGGAGACAGCAAGGCGCCUUGCACAUACACGCUGGAGCAGCGGGUGGAUGGGGAGUCUUCCUGGCACCCCGUGAGCUCAGGCAUCCCCGACUGCUACUACAAUGUGACCCACCUACCAGUCGGCUUGACUGUGAGGUUCCGUGUGGCCUGUGCCAACCGUGCUGGGCAAGGGCCUUUCAGCAACCCUUCUGAGAAGGUCCUCGUCAGGGGAGUGCAAGAUUCCUCAGCUCUGCCAUCUGCUGCUCACAGAGAUGCCCCUGUUACCUCAGGGCCAGCCAGGGCCCCGCCUCCUGAUGCUCCUACCUCACUGGCCCCUCCACUGAGCCCCUCCCCAGCUCCUGCUCCCCCAGGCCCCCAGGCAGCCCCUCUCGGCCCUUCAUCUUCCCCAGCACCCCCCAGCCAGGCCUUGUCCUCCCUCAAGGCUGUGGGUCCACCACCCCAAACCCCCCCACGAAAGCACCGGGGCCUACAGGCUGCCCAGCAAGUAGAACCUACCCCACCCAGUGCCCAGGACUCCCCAAGUGAGCCCAAGUCUUCCGUCCCUGACACUGGGACCCCCAUCCCAGCCUCUGCCCCUCAAGUGGUAAAAACAGCCUCUUCCUCAAUGCCCCUGUAUAUGGUGACCUCCUUUGUGUCUGCACCACCAGCCCCUGAGCCCCCAGCCCCUGAGCCCCCUCCUGAGCCCACCAAAGUGACUGUGCGGAGCCUCAGCCCAGCCAAGGAGGUGGUUGGCUCCCCUGGGGGUGGUCCCCCCAGGGCUCCUAAGCCAGAGGGCACCACUCUUCGACAGGGCCCCCCUCAGAAACCAUACACCUUCCUGGAGGAGAAGGCCAGGGGUCGCUUUGGUGUGGUGCGUGCCUGCCGGGAGAAUGCCACCGGGCGAACAUUCGUGGCCAAGAUUGUGCCAUACGCGGCUGAGGGCAAGCGGCGGGUCCUGCAGGAGUACGAGGUGCUGAGGACCCUGCACCACGAGCGGCUCAUGGCCCUGCACGAAGCCUACAUCACCCCGCGCUACCUCGUGCUCAUCGCCGAGAGCUGCGGCAACCGGGAGCUUCUCUGUGGGCUCAGCGACAGAUUCCGGUAUUCAGAGGAUGAUGUGGCCACCUAUGUGGUGCAGCUGCUACAAGGCCUGGACUACCUCCAUGGCCGCCACGUGCUGCACCUGGACAUCAAGCCAGACAACCUGCUGCUGGCCCCUGACAACGCCCUCAAGAUCGUGGACUUUGGCAGUGCCCAGCCCUACAACCCCCAGGCUCUGCGGCCCCUGGGUCACCGCACGGGCACACUGGAGUUCAUGGCUCCUGAGAUGGUAAAGGGAGACCCCAUCGGCUCUGCCACGGACAUCUGGGGAGCGGGUGUGCUCACUUACAUCAUGCUCAGUGGACGCUCCCCAUUCUAUGAGCCAGACCCCCAGGAAACAGAGGCUCGCAUUGUGGGGGGCCGCUUUGAUGCCUUCCAGCUGUAUCCCAACACAUCCCAGAGUGCCACCCUCUUCUUGCGAAAGGUCCUCUCAGUACAUCCCUGGAGCCGGCCCUCCGUGCAGGACUGCCUGGCUCACCCGUGGCUGCAGGAUGCCUACCUGAUGAAACUGCGCCGCCAGACACUCACCUUCACCACCAACCGGCUCAAGGAGUUCCUGGGCGAGCAGCGGCGCCGCAGGGCCGAGGCCGCCACCCGCCACAAGGUGCUGCUCCGCUCUUACCCAGGCAGCCCCUAGCGCCUCGGACCACAGCCCGGCCUCGCGGGCUUCGACUCGGGGUUCCCGCUGACGCCCCGGGACAUUCCAGGGCCCCCGUGGAGCCGGGUGGGCCCGGGGGGCUUCGGACACCACCAGCACCAACAUCCGGCCGGGCUAUUACCUCAUGGACCUGUGGGGACAGAGACCCUGGGCUUCGGCCAAUGCCACCCAGCUGGAGCCAGAGCGGGAGACCCAUGGGCCAGGCUGGGUGGGGUCAGGAUCAGGUCAAGAGGGACAAGGAGGGAAUGGGCAAGUGAGGAAAAGAAGCCGAGGCAUAGGGAGGGGGAGACUCUAUGGAGGUUCAGGGGGAGGGAGACUGAGCAUCUGGGGGAGAACCAACCCAAGAGGGUGUGAAUGAAUGGAGAGGAGGAAAUGGGGGAAGCCCAGGGUGUCUACAGGCCAGGGGCUGGGAGUGUCACUGAAGCAGGGACAGGACGUGGAGACAGUGCCAGAGAGCCAGAGGCAGUAGGUGAGAGAGGGCAGUGAGGUGGGAGAGGGAGAGGAGAGAGGACUCAGGUGGGGGCGCGCGGCCAGCUGCCAGCCUCCCCAGAAGGAGAAGCGUGGAGGGCUGAAGGCUGGAGGUGGGGUCUCAAGCCAGCAGCGCUUUCCUCCUACCCCGGUGAAUGCAGCGCUGGGCCCUCUGUGCUGGCCCGAGGAUGUCCCCACCGCCUCUCUGUGGCCUUCACCCUCCUUCUCAUUCAUAUUUAUUUAUUUAUUGACUUUUAUGAAGUCUCCCUGCCAUCCAAUCCCUCUUGCCUGUUGUCCUGACCAUCCCCACCCCACCCCCAGCCAUCCAGCUGUCUGUGCAGCUGUCUGUCUGUCUGUCACAAGGAAAAUAAAAACAGCAAGCAGCAGGA
Bubalus bubalis (water buffalo) is the source of this 11123-nucleotide messenger RNA. RefSeq names its product striated muscle enriched protein kinase (gene SPEG). The record is from RefSeq and is a predicted model, not a curated record. Gene Ontology annotation, molecular function: protein kinase activity; protein binding; ATP binding. Gene Ontology annotation, biological process: protein phosphorylation; muscle cell differentiation. Lineage: Eukaryota; Metazoa; Chordata; Mammalia; Artiodactyla; Bovidae. The coding region runs from base 292 to 10245 and encodes 3317 amino acids. The transcript has 43 exons.